UCUUUCACUCCGCUGGGAAAUUUCUCUCGUUAGCUGGAAAUUAGGUUUCCAAUCUACUUUCCUUUGAUUCGUUGACGAUGAGGAAAAUGCAGCUUUUGAGGUGAACGAGGGUUCCAGCCAGGAAGGCUCAUGCAAAAUGAACCAUACACAGAAUCGAGAUCAGAGCGUGCGUCCUCAUCCCAUAGCCCUCGCCACCCUUAUCGGCCGAGAGCUCCGGGGAUACAAGACCGAGAAGCCUCUUGUGUGCUACGGUCACGCUGGGCUUGCUAAGCGCGGCGAGGAUUACUUUCUCAUCAAGCCUGACUGCCAGCGGAUCCCUGGAAACCCCUCCACUUCAUUCUCUGUCUUCGCGAUCUUCGAUGGACAUAAUGGGGUAUCGGCGGCCGUGUUCACGAAGGAGCAUCUCCUGGACCACGUAAUGGGCGCUAUUCCGCCUGGAAUUGGGAGGGAAGAGUGGCUCCAUGCCCUUCCACGGGCACUGGUGGCAGGUUUUGUGAAGACCGAUAUCGAGUUCCAACGGAAAGGGGAGGCGUCUGGGACCACGGCUACACUUGUAGUGAUUGAUGGGUUAACCGUGACGGUUGCUUCGGUGGGUGAUUCCCGGUGUAUAUUGGAUUCCAACGGUGGAACAAUUUCUUUGCUUACUGUUGAUCAUAGGCUGGAGGAGAAUGAAGAGGAGAGGGAGCGUGUAACAGCUAGUGGGGGUGAAGUGGGUCGGCUCAAUCUUUGUGGUGGUCAGGAG
This is a messenger RNA of Dendrobium catenatum, 742 nucleotides long. RefSeq names its product probable protein phosphatase 2C 33. Gene Ontology annotation, molecular function: protein serine/threonine phosphatase activity. Gene Ontology annotation, biological process: protein dephosphorylation. Lineage: Eukaryota; Viridiplantae; Streptophyta; Magnoliopsida; Asparagales; Orchidaceae. The record is from RefSeq and is a predicted model, not a curated record.